This is a messenger RNA of Monomorium pharaonis (pharaoh ant), 3238 nucleotides long. RefSeq names its product prosaposin (gene Sap-r). The record is from RefSeq and is a predicted model, not a curated record. The transcript is spliced from 13 exons. Gene Ontology annotation, cellular component: lysosome. Lineage: Eukaryota; Metazoa; Arthropoda; Insecta; Hymenoptera; Formicidae. The coding region runs from base 223 to 2739 and encodes 838 amino acids. Gene Ontology annotation, biological process: sphingolipid metabolic process.
AGCCGUGAAUUGCGUUCCAUGAACGGAAAGCGAAUCGCCCGAAGUUGAAGAGAUUCGCCGAUUCGCUGUGCAGCCGUCAUCCGUCGGUCAGUCGCGGGAGGUGCUGUCGUUGGUCGUGAUUCAUUCAAUCGUCUUAGGAUCAAACACGCGACCACAACCCAACUGCGCACAAUUUGGUGUGAAAUCGUCUUCGGACUGGCGAAGUGACGAGGCGUCAAAAGCAUGAAGGAGAUCCUGAUCGCGCUCAGCGCGAUUCUGGCUGUAGCUGCAGCCGGAGUGGUCAUAACUGCAGGACCACAACCUCUUCUAGGUCAAGAUGAAUGUACAUGGGGUCCAAGUUACUGGUGUGAGAAUCUAAAGACAGCUAAGGGAUGCAGUGCCGUCAAUCAUUGUAUUCGUCGAUGGGAGCAGAUGGAAGUGCCGGAGGAUAAUGACGAUGUAUGUGGAAUUUGUAAAGAUAUGGUGAAACAGGCGCGAGAUCAACUGGAGAGUAAUCAAACUCAACAAGAUUUGAAAGACGUCUUUGAGGGAAGCUGCAAAUUGAUUCACAUUAAACCUAUUGUUGAAGAAUGUAUCAAAAUUGUGGAUCAAUUUAUCCCUGAAUUGGUGGAGACGUUGGCGUCUCAAAUGAAUCCAGGUGUUGUUUGCUCUGUCGCAGGACUUUGCAAUAAUGCUCACAUUGAUAAAUUACUUGCGGAGUAUCAAAUUCCAGAGCGAAGUAUAAUAAAGAAGGGUGAAACAAAGUCAGUCUUAUUGAAGAAUGAUGAACUUGAGCCUGACGAGUGCACCAAGUGCUACACGAUAGCAAAGUAUAUGGAAAAUAAAUUGCAUCGUACACCACAAAGCACAAUGCUCCUACAAUUUUUGCGUAUUUGCGGCGAACUUGGUUCUUAUUCGGAUUCCUGUUCGGCCAUUAUUAUGACUCAUUUUGAUACCAUUUACGACCAUCUACAGAAUAAUUUCAAUGCGGAUAACAUUUGUCAUUUGUCGGGACAGUGCAGUGGCAAAUAUCACAAACACGAAAACAGUACAGUUCUACAAGUAGAAAUAACCCCACUGUCGAGUGUAGGCAUGGUAGAAGUUCAAGAUGAUCUUCCAUGUAAAUUGUGUCAGCAGCUUGUGGGUCAUUUGAAAGAUCUUCUAGUUGCAAACACAACGGAGUUAGAAUUUAAAGAAGUUCUUUUGGGCCUUUGUAAGCAAACAAAAUCUUUCGCUGAUGAGUGUAAAGCCAUAGUGGAAGAAUAUUAUUCCCAAAUCUAUGAAUAUCUUACACACGGAUUGAAUAGCAAUGUUGUCUGUCAAAUUUCUGGAAUUUGUCCUGGCCCUGACAAAAUGAUGCAGGGACCAAUUUGGCCUCUGGUCCCAGUAGAAGUAGCCAAAAUAGGGGUAGGCAUAAUGAGGAAGGAAGAACCUCGAAAAGAAGAGAUUGAAGUUACUAUUGGCAAGGAACAUCAAAAAUCGGAAGCUGAAGAAAUGCAACUGCCACUCGAAAGAUUAAUGCCUUAUCCUUUAUUACAAGAACAAAGUGUUGAUGGAACACAAGCAUGUACAUUGUGCGAAUAUUUGUUGCAUUAUAUUCAAAAUACUCUUACUGAUCCUACAAAUGAGGAAAAAGUGAAAGAAUUUUUUGGAAAAAUAUGUACGAAAGUACCUUCUUCCAUUGAAGGCGAAUGUCAAGAAUUCGUAAAUACUUAUGGAGAUGCAGUUGUCGCUCUACUUGUCCAGGAAAUUGAUCCAUCACAGGUUUGUACUAUGAUACGUAUUUGCCCAUCAGAAGCAUUAUUGAAAAUGUGGGAGAAGAUUCCUAAACAGUAUACCAUUACAACAGUAGAAGAUAAACCAAGUUGUCCGUUCUGUUUGCUUGCGAUAACGCAAGUUUACGAUGUUAUUAAAAAUAAUAAAACUGAGGCUAACAUUGAAGCUGAAUUGGAUAAAUUAUGUAAUCAUUUGCCACAAAAUUUGAUCAAUCAAUGCACAGAAUUUGUGAAGACAUAUAGCAAAGAACUCGUAGACAUGCUACUUGCAGAUAUGACACCCCAGGAAGUAUGCACCUAUCUUCAUUUGUGUGAUCCAACCAAAGAUCCUGGUCCCAAACAUAACUAUAUUCCUGAGAAGAGUGAAGAAAUAUUGACUAAUGAGAUACCCGAGUAUCCAUUACAUAUAUUUCAGCCCACGAAUAUCUUAGACGAUAGUGUGUGUAUAAUUUGUGAAUUUGCAAUGCAAUAUAUUGAUAAAACGAUUGGUAAUAACAAAACUCGAGCGAAGAUAGAAAAAGCAGUACAUGGUGUAUGCAAUUAUUUACCAAAAACAGUUGCCAAAGAAUGCAAUGAGUUUGUGGACGAAUAUGCUGAUGCUCUCAUAAGUGUCCUCGCAGAAGAUGUCACUCCUAAAGAGGCCUGUACUGUGCUAGGUCUUUGUAAAGUAAACAUGAAAAAAAUUCAAGAAUCUAUAUCUGAAUGUGCCUUGUGUCGAUCAAUUAUAUCACAAAUUGAUAAGCUAUUAGGUAAUUCAAGGGUAGACGCUGAGAUCGAAGAAGUUGUUAAGAAAGUGUGCAAAUAUUUACCAGGAAAUAAUCAAGAAACGUGCAACAAGAUGGUGGACAUUUAUGGGCCAAGUAUAAUAAAUAUGCUGAAAACUCAUAUGGAUAGUGAAAAGAUGUGCAGCAAAAUUGCUCUGUGCUCUUCCAAUGAUUAUUUUGCUAUGUCGUUGAAGAAUCAUAAAAAUGAUGAAGUUGCAUAAAUUUCAUCAAUUUACAGAUGACACAAACUACUAUUUGGAGGAGAAUCUAAGAAGUGAGAACAAAGAGAGUGAUGCGCUACGCUCCUCAAUUGGAAGUAUCAGAUUUCUGGAGAUAUUAGCCAUAGCAAAAUAGCCUAUUUCAUGUUAUAAUAUUAUAUAUCGAUGAUCUUUUUAUUAAAUCUCUAACUACAAUCGAACACUCGGAUAAUAUUGAUCUGUAUAGACACGAUGAAUGACAUUGCGAUAUUCGCACUUGAACCAAAUAUUGCGCGUAGUUCACCGUACUUACGUUGACAUCAUAAAAUUUGUAAUUUUUAAUAGCAUCGCAAGAAUUCAUUUCCUCCUGAAAUAAAGUAAGUUGUUAUUUUAUAUAUAAUUAAAACGAUAUAUUAAAAAAUAUCCCCGUCUCUCUACAUGCUUUUUUCAAUUUAUUCAACCUAUGAUGAUCUGUUAUUUUCAACUGUGAUAAUGAUAAAAUAAAAAAUUUAAAAAAUUUUAA